ACACAGGGCGCGUUCUCACACCGUGUGUGUCCGUGUGCGCCCCGGGCGCCGGGCAGGUCUCCGUCCGUCACACGUUGUGCAGAUGUGUGCUGUGAAUGUGCUUGAGUGCGGUGGUGGCAUACGUACAUGGCCGGGAGUUCUGCUUUGGUGAAGAUAGGAAGCCUUACAGAUGUGAGAUUGGAUACUGCUGUGGAGACACUGAAUGCUGCACCUUCUACUAUGAGCUGUGGUGGUUCUGGUUGGCCUGGACUCUCAUUAUCUUGGUCGGGUGCUGCUGUGCUUAUCGUCACCGCAGAUUUAAACUGAGACAUCAACAGGAGCUGAGACAACGGGAGAUCAGCCUCAUGGCCUAUCAGGGGGUUGCUCCACCAGUACCUGCUGCCUUAGAGCCAUGGCCCAACUGCAAACUGCCUACCUAUGAUGAAGUAACCCAAGACCCUCCUACACCACCACCACCUUAUUGUGAGAUUUUGGAUGAGACUCCCACCGGUCUCGUUCCUCCAGUCAGUUCUACAGGCUUGAACAUGGCAUGGUCUCACCAAGAGGACUCUUCUACUGAGGCAGCAGAGGGAUCUUCUGAAGAACAUCAGCAAUAUGACAUUGUAGACCAAGGGAGCUCAAGUGCCUUAGAGAGAAGACGUCACGUCACCGGGGACUCUGGAAUUGUAUUGUGUGAUGAGAAGGUGGCCUGCCUCAGCGAGCGAGAAGAGACUGACUUAAGUCCAAGUGUAUAUAUCAGUGUGGAGACCGAGAUGUCAGCUGAGAGGGAAUAAUGAAUCUCUAUCUCUGGUCUAUAGGCUGUAGUGGGGCAGAUAUGAUGAUAAGGGGCAGUAUCAAUAAGACAUUUACUUCCAAGGGCUGUUACUCAGGGGGAGCAGAGGCGUCGCCAACCCUGACAACCCUCUGUUUCCUGGCACUAUCCUUGCACUGAUGGCAUCUUCUUACAGAGCUUUUGCACUUUGUUUUGUAUGUUUGUCAGCGGAUUUCGUUAAAAAUCCACGGUUUUGGUUCCUUGUUAUUAUUAUUUUUUGUAUAAUGUUAGAUACAUUUGUCAUAGACAUCAGGAAGCUAAGCAAUGUCGUAUCUACCAGAACAUGGUCUCGUGUGGCAGAGAUGUCUUAACAGAAGGGAAUACUGAAUAAUAAACCAGCUCAGUUCAACACUCA
Molecule: messenger RNA, 1166 nt
Organism: Bufo gargarizans (Asiatic toad)
Lineage: Eukaryota; Metazoa; Chordata; Amphibia; Anura; Bufonidae
Product: WW domain-binding protein 1-like
Exons: 4
Coding region: 96-773 (225 amino acids)
Source: RefSeq, a predicted model, not a curated record